Messenger RNA from Hyaloscypha bicolor E, 1752 nucleotides. Its product is annotated as Hsp70 family protein-like protein. The coding region runs from base 1 to 1752 and encodes 583 amino acids. The transcript has 9 exons. NCBI's taxonomy places the organism in Eukaryota, Fungi, Ascomycota, Leotiomycetes, Helotiales, Hyaloscyphaceae. Gene Ontology annotation, molecular function: ATP binding; ATP-dependent protein folding chaperone. The record is from RefSeq and is a predicted model, not a curated record.
AUGGAACCACCUUCUCAGGUAUGUCGUCCGGCUUCGAUUGCCUUCAGUAUCUUGGUGUUGACAUACAUUACACUAGGGGUCAGCUAUGUUACGACCGACAAGAGUGACAUUGGCGACAUCAACAUCAUCACAAAAUGGCCUGGAGACACCCUCAUAUCUUGGAAGACCCCAACCAGAAUCGCUUACAAGAAAGAAAACUUAAGUCUCCAAAGUAACAAGUGGGGAUUCGAGGUCAACUCCAAGCUAAUCUCGUAUUCGUGGACCAAACUUUUGCUCGACAAGAAAGCAGUCGUUACACAAUAUGAUGACCCUACCCUGUUUUCGGACAUGUCGGCAUGCAUGAUGCGAUUACCCUAUUUCCGUGACGCACCGGGACUGUGCGAGGAUUUUCUUCGCGAGGUCUUCGAAUACGUUUCUGCAAAAUUGCGCAGAGAGAUGACUGACUUCACCUUCAACAAUACCCCUAUGGAGUGCUGGGUAACUCUACCAGCCAUAUGGUCAGACGAAGCGAAAGAUGCAACACUGCAAGCUGCAAAGAGAGCUGGGUUUGGCAACCGGCCUGGGGAUGAGGUCUUCACAAUUUCAGAGCCUGAAGCCGCAGCCAUCGCAACAUUGAAGAGGUACGCGGCAUCUGGACCUGAUGUCCUAAAUCCCGUCAAGCCUAACGAGAACAUAUUGAUCCUUGACUGUGGCGGAGGGACGGUUGACAUUACAACUUACAAGAUCACCCAAGUUGAGCCACGAUUAGAUUUUGAGGAACUCUGCGUUGGCAUUGGUGGCAAGUACGGCUCAACUUAUAUUGACCGAAGGCUGCAUGUUCUGCUCUCCCAGCGGUUUGGAGAUGCUUUCAAAAAUGUCUCGUGGGCGCAAAAAGGCCCUGGCAGCAAAUUUAUGGCAUGCUUUGAGGGAAUUAAACGAGAUUUCGGACUCAAGGACAACCACGAAGAACGAGAGCUGGGUCCUAUCAAUCUCAGCAUCCCGGACUCCGAGUUCUAUGACGAGGAAGAGCGGCUCAUCAAACUCUCAUAUGAUGACAUGCAAGACUUGUUCGACCCAGUCAUUCAGGAUGUUCUUCAAUUAGUUGGGCAGCAAGUGAAAGACGCAAAAGAGAAUAACGGGGCUAAAAUUGACCGUAUUAUCCUCGUUGGGGGUUUUGGCGAAUCACCAUACCUUUUCAAGGAGCUUGAGAAAUGGUGUCGACGAAAUGGAGGGAUUACUUUGAUGUGUCCAGACCACCCUCAAUCUGCUGUGGUAAGAGGUGCUGCCCUCCGCGGUCUGGAAGGAAUUGCCCCUCGCAUGAAGCGCGCCCGCAGACACUAUGGGUUUGGUUUGUGUAUUCCAUUUCGGGAGGGUAUUGAUCCUGAGGAGCGAGCUUCGAUCGAUGACUUCGAUGACGGCGAAAAGAUAUUCAGUGACACUUUUAGAACACAAGACGUUCGCAGUGUUAUUACACCUGGCCAGGCCGCCACUUCAAACAUCAUCAUGUAUUCCUGUGGGUUGAAUGACCCUCCGGAGUACUAUUCGAAUCCCAGAGUUGAAGAAGUCGGCGGCAUCACAUCCAAAUUCGAGAAAGACUUUGACUUUGGUCCUAGCUUGAGGACGACAUACAAUGCGAGGUUGGGAAGAAAUGUGGAACAAUUUUCACAUCAACUUCAAGUCAGGUUUGGUGACAAGGGGGCGAAUCUUCAAUUCAGGAAUCUGCUUAACGGAAAAGUCGUGGAUGAAGCGGUCAUCGAGUUUGGUCGGCGUUGA